GGUCACAACAGAAAACAUGGCGGCUCCCAGGAAAGCGACCGUGCUGUUGAAAGCUGUAAAGAAAAUAGCGAUUCAGUUUUCUCCGUUUGAGUCUAACGUCCGCUCCACAAGGGAGUUCCUGGCCGUGGUAUCCUCAGAGAAGGCCAGAGCUACCAACAUGAACUGUGAGGUGAUGUGCAAUGUGAAACAUGACAAAUCCGAACCUAUAGUGGAGGUUACUUACAUAGAUGGAGAGAAGCUGGUGAUGAAGGGAGCAAAGUUGACCCCCAGCGAGAUGCUGAGCGCAUUUCAGUCACGGUGCACAGCCAAGGAUCCACAGGCACAAGCUGCACAAAAAAAAUAAAGACCCUCAUGUUAAAUGUGUUGAGUUUAUCUGUUUGUAUGAGUACAUUGUUGGAUGUUUAUAAUUAAUUUAAAUGAGGUGCUUCUUGUGUGAGUUGACCUUUGACUGAAGCUGCUUCCCAUUGACCGCGAUAUGAUGUAAUUUUGACAGGCGUGGUAUUGAGUCACUUAUCCCUCCUGCUUUUCACACACAAAUUGCACGUUUCAAAUUCCUCUGCCAUUUAAGGACUGGAUGUUGUUGGCUGUCAGUGUGGACUUUCCUAUUGUCAUCUUGAAAAAGAUUUGCAUCCACUUGUUAAGGGGAAAUAGCCCCAUCAAGUUAUGAGUAUUUCCUCUGUGUUAAAGACAUCAAUUGAAAUGCUUUAACUGCUAAAAAUGCGCUGCGAUCAGUGCUGGGUCAUGGCGUGUCCUUGUAUAAUGUGCCAUUUUCCUGAUAAAGGAGAACAUUCCAGUGUUUGAGGGAACAUUAUGCAAGCUCCAACCUUUGACAAAGUAGUCUUAAAUGUAAUCUGGCACAGUUUUAGACACAGCCCCACUGAAAUGAAAAAAAAAAAACCCCAAAACCUUUUAC
Molecule: messenger RNA, 913 nt
Organism: Chelmon rostratus (copperband butterflyfish)
Lineage: Eukaryota; Metazoa; Chordata; Actinopteri; Chaetodontiformes; Chaetodontidae
Gene: mrpl53
Product: mitochondrial ribosomal protein L53
Exons: 3
Coding region: 17-343 (108 amino acids)
Cellular component (GO): mitochondrial large ribosomal subunit
Source: RefSeq, a predicted model, not a curated record